GCUCCCGGCCGCCGGGGCGCGCACGUAGGCACGCAGAGGCCGUCACGUGGGUCGCCGGGGAUCGCAGUGCGCGUGGCCGUGGCGGCUGGUGUGGGGUUGAGUCAGUUGUGAGACCCGGAGCUGCUGACCCAGCGGGUGACCCACCGAACCGGCGACACAGCGGCAGGCGUCAGGGCUCGGGAGCCGCGAGCCUGGCCUCGUCCUAGAGCUCGGCCGAGCCGUCGCCGCCGUCGUCCCCCGCCCCCAGUCAGCAAACCGCCGCCGCGGGCGCGCCCCCGCUCUGCGCUGUCUCUCCGAUGGCGUCCGCCUCAGGGGCCAUGGCGAAGCACGAGCAGAUCCUGGUCCUCGACCCGCCCACAGACCUCAAAUUCAAAGGCCCCUUCACAGAUGUAGUCACUACAAAUCUUAAAUUGCGAAAUCCAUCGGAUAGAAAAGUGUGUUUCAAAGUGAAGACUACAGCACCUCGCCGGUACUGUGUGAGGCCCAACAGUGGAAUUAUUGACCCAGGGUCAACUGUGACUGUUUCAGUAAUGCUACAGCCCUUUGACUAUGAUCCGAAUGAAAAGAGUAAACACAAGUUUAUGGUACAGACAAUUUUUGCUCCACCAAACACUUCAGAUAUGGAAGCUGUGUGGAAAGAGGCAAAACCUGAUGAAUUAAUGGAUUCCAAAUUGAGAUGUGUAUUUGAAAUGCCCAAUGAAAAUGAUAAAUUGGGUAUAACUCCACCAGGGAAUGCUCCGACUGUCACUUCAAUGAGCAGCAUCAACAACACAGUUGAAACACCUGCCAGUUAUCACAUGAAGGAUGACCCCAGGGGACUCAGUGUGUUGAAACAGGAGAAACAGAAUGACAUGGAACCUAGCAAAGCUGUUCCACUGAAUGCAUCUAAACAAGAUGGACCUAUGCCAAAACCACACAGUGUUUCACUUAAUGAUACCGAAACAAGGAAACUAAUGGAAGAGUGUAAAAGACUUCAGGGAGAAAUGAUGAAGCUAUCAGAAGAAAAUCGACAUCUGAGAGAUGAAGGUUUAAGGCUCAGAAAGGUAGCACAUUCGGAUAAACCUGGAUCAACCUCAACUGCAUCCUUCAGAGAUAAUGUCACCAGUCCUCUUCCUUCACUUCUUGUUGUAAUUGCAGCCAUUUUCAUUGGAUUCUUUCUAGGGAAAUUCAUCUUGUAGAGUGAAGCAUGCAGAGUGCUGUUUCUUUUUUUUUUUCUCUUGACCAGAAAAAGAUUUGUUUACCUACCAUUUCAUUGGUAGUAUGGCCCGCGGUGACCAUUUUUUUGUGUGUACAGCAUCAUAUAGGCUUUGCCUUUAAUGAUCUCUUACGGUUAGAAAACACAAUAAAAACAAACUGUUCGGCUACUGGACAAAUUGUAUAUUACCAGAUCAUCACUAGCAGAUGUCAGUUGCACAUUCAGUCCUUUAUGAAAUUCAUAAAUAAAGAAUUGUUCUUUCUUUGUGGUUUUAAUAAGAGUUCAAGAAUUGUUCAGAGUCUUGUAAAUGUUAUUUUAAUAAUCCCUUUAAAUUUUAUCUGUUGCUGUUACCUCUUGAAAUAUGAUUUAUUUAGAUUGCUAAUCCCACUCAUUCAGGAAAUGCCAAGAGGUAUUCCUUGGGGAAAUGGUGCCUCUUACAGUGUAAAUUUUUCCUUCUUUACCUUUGCUAAUAUCAUGGCAGAAUUUUUCUUAUCCCUUGUGAGGCAGUUGUUGACUGAGUUUUUCAUCCUUACAAUCCUGUCCCAUGGUAUUUAACAUAAAAAAAAAUAAAACUGUUAACAGAUUCUUGCUCGAUAGCUUGUUUGUGUCUGUCGUGUUAUUAGAGGGGACUUCACUAUAUGUGGUCACUUGAAAUUAUGAUGCAAAGGUUUCUCUUGCAUUGAAACCCUCUUGGAUAUUACAGUAUUUUUAAUUGAAAGUCCUAAUUCUGUUAAGGAAAGGAGUUGAUUAAAUUUUAAGGUACUACUGGUAUUUUGGGAGAUUAUAAUCAGUUUGUUUUCAAGAUAAUAGAAAAUAAGGUUCAUGAGAAUAGAAGUUACGUGAUUUCAGUGAGUUGAUGUGUACAGCAUGGCUGUGCUCUAUCUGAUUUACCCCAUUCUUACGUUCUGAGAGUAUGUUCUCAAGGAAGAUUUAACUCUCUUUGGUUUUAAAGUACUUUUUAACCAGCCUAAUAAGUCUUACUACUUUUCAUGAUAAUAUUUCAUAAUAGUUAAAAGUAGGUGUUUUUUUGUGCCCAAUUUGGCACUCACAAUAAUGUUCAUUAUGGAAGUUUGGUAAUACUGAGCAAGCCUAUGGAAUUUUCUUUAUGAAAAAUGAUUUUAGCCUUUGCAAAUGUUAACCAUGUGAAACACAUUUUCAGUAUAAGUAUGCGUUACAGGGUCUGAUACUUUCCUGCACUUAGGUUUGUCCUAGUCUUCAUUUAUUCAUACUAGGAUAGAAAAUUUUGGAAUCAGAAAACAGAUCCAGUUUUUAGCUACAUACAGUCUAGUACAAGUGAAUUUUUAUUCUUAAACAUAGGUGUUGGUGAUUUUUUUAAAAGAUGCACUCUACCUGAAAAGGAAAUUGGAUUUUAGAACUGGAUGUGGUGCAGUGAAGUAUUUUAGGCCCAGGUCUGUGUACACAUUUUAUAGAAGAGUGAAGUAUUCUAAAGUAUUUUGGUUGCCUUUUCAUUUCAACUGUGUUUUGAAUUUGUCAGAUCACACAUAUAUUGUUAUUGUGCGCUGUGGUAUCUUUUAUAAAACCUCUUGCUUGUGUGCAAAAGUUCCUAAAAAGAAACACAAGUAAUGCCUAUCCAUUACUAGCAUGCUAUGCUGCAUACUUGACUGCCAUUGCUGUAUGCUUUACUGUCUUUGUAAAAAUCCCCCCCCUCCCCUUUUGUGGUAACUGGAAAAGCAUGCUAAAAAUAGUCUUAUAUUUUCACCCCAUAAAUGCAGAAUCAGCAAUUCCUUGGCUUAAAGCUCUUAUAUAAUCAAUAUUAUUGGUGAUAAAUACCAAGUUUGGUAUCUCAUAGCUAUCUUUUUUUAAAGAAAUUAAGUUCUUGAAAAUUUAGCCAAAUCCCGUUUUAUGGGAAUGCUCUUUAGAAUUCAUUUUGUUCAGCCCCUUUGUUCUAUAGUUGAGAAAUCUGAGGCCUUAACGAAGGUUAAGAGAACUUUCCCCGUGUCUCACAGGUAGGUAGAGGCAGAGCUGGAACUAGAAAUCUGGUCUGUUGACUCUAGCUCAGUGUCUUCUGGUAACUGUUGAAAAUUGUCUUAAUUUGAGAGAUGGCUGAAAUAAUGAACAUAAAAUGCUAUUUAUAAUAACAAGUAUAUGUGAAAUUUCUUAUCGUAAGACUACUACCGGCUUACUGUUGAAUAGUUUGGUUAUAGUGUUUAGGCUAGACACGCCUCCCACAUUGGUAAUAAAUAAACAUUACAAAAUACAAUGUAUUUUUAGGUAGGCAUUUUAUAAAAUGCAUUAUGCCAUGGUUGCUUUUGAGAUAGAUUGUAGUCUGGGUAGCAUCUUUAAAAUGUAUGUGGGCUUAACUGUUGUUCGUAUCAGGAGAUGCUCUGAUUGUAUAGGUGAGACUCUGUUUCUGUUAUUUUUAAUUGCUGUAUGAAAUGUGAUCAGAUUAUUUUACUACCAACAGUUAUAGUUUGAAAGUCCAACUGUAUUAAUUGACUGAUAAUAUGAUAAUAGAGAUUAAAUUGUUUGUCUUCAUUCCUUACAUGUUUAGAAGUUUUUGCUUUGUCUACCUGCUUACUUGUAUAUGUAAGCAUGAGGGAAAUACACUGUUGCUAAUACUGAAAUUACAAUCAAGUAACUAAGGCCUUAAGUUCGUAUGUGACACUGAAUGCACUAGCUUCCGUCGUUCUAUAACUAAUGUACCUUAACUUCCCCCAUUCUUGUAUUUAUAAGAAACUAAGAAAUUAUGUUCUGAGUGUGUGGUAUGUUCCCUUAAAAAAAAAAGAAAUGACACUUGGGAAGAAAAAUGUAUGAAAUUCAGAAAUUCCGAUCAAAGAAAAGUAAUUCUCUCUUUUUUUUGAGACAGAGUCUUGCUUUGUUGCCCAGGCUGGAGGGCAGUGGUGUGAUCUCACCUCACUGCAGCUUCCGCCUCCUGGGUUCAAGUGAUUCUCAUGGCUCAGCGGCCUGAGUAGCUGGGAUUACAGGUGUGAGCCACCAAGCGUGGCUAAUUUUUGUAUUUUUAGUAGAGACAAGGUUUCACCAUGUUGGUCAGGCUGGGCUCAAACUCCUGAAUCCGCCUGCCUCGGCCUCCCAAAGUGCUGGGAUUACAGGUGUGAGCUGCCGCACGCAGCCAAGAAAAAUAAUACUCUUAAAUACUUAGCUCAGAUGUUCACUUAAAGUUGAUAUUAUUUGGUAUGAGAAUUACUUUUGAACUGUAAUCUUUCAGAUUGCACCACUUUGAAAACAAGUUUUAACAGUAGGGUAAAAAUACAGUUUUUGAGGGUAUUCCCCACUUGUGAUCUUCUGCCACUUUAGAGACAUUCAAGUAAUAGUUUUCCUAGAGCUUUGCACUUUCCCAUUCACUGAGAUUUUUAAAAUUUCACCUUUAUUAGAGGGAAGGAUCAAUGCUUACCAUUUGGAAAAACAAAGAUCAGAAGGUAAAUAAAUGAUCUUUAUUUUCUAGCUCUAAAGGGAAAUUAAACUAUUCGUGAAUAAACUGUUUAAAAAUG
Messenger RNA from Nomascus leucogenys (northern white-cheeked gibbon), 4665 nucleotides. RefSeq names its product VAMP associated protein A (gene VAPA). Gene Ontology annotation, molecular function: FFAT motif binding. Gene Ontology annotation, cellular component: endoplasmic reticulum membrane; plasma membrane. Lineage: Eukaryota; Metazoa; Chordata; Mammalia; Primates; Hylobatidae. The record is from RefSeq and is a predicted model, not a curated record. Gene Ontology annotation, biological process: neuron projection development.